This is a messenger RNA of Misgurnus anguillicaudatus (oriental weatherfish), 1952 nucleotides long. NCBI's taxonomy places the organism in Eukaryota, Metazoa, Chordata, Actinopteri, Cypriniformes, Cobitidae. The record is from RefSeq and is a predicted model, not a curated record.
UCUUAAAAUGAAAAGGGCACCAAAAAAAGAAAAGGAUGCAAAAGACUUUGUGCAUUGCAUGUACUGUAAGGGGAUGUUUGUACGGAGAGAUUUGUGGCGUCAUUUGCGAAAAUGUCCCUCAAAACCAAGGGAUGCUGGUGAAGAGCAAGGGAGGACUAGGGUUUUGGGUCUUGCAACUAUGGCAGAGUCGACGCACAGUCAGCAGAUCGCUCAAGGAGUUUGGAAGCUUUUGGGUGCGAUGAAGCACGAUGACAUUUCUGUUGUUGUUAAAAAUGACUGGAGUAUUCUUCAGCUUGCACAGUCGUUCUUUAACAAACAUGGACAUGACUCUACUAAAUUUGAGUACAUCCGUCAGAAACUCUGUGAAAUUGGAAGAUUGUUGUUGACGUUGCGUAAAGAGUUCUCUAUUUACAGUCUUGAAGAAGCUGUGAAACCUGCUAAUUUCUAUCGACUUAUUCAAGCAGUCCAGAGGGUAUCUGGCUAUGAUGAAGAGAGUCACUGCUACAAAAGCCCAAGUCUUGCACUCAAACUGGGUCAUUCAUUAAACAAGAUCUGUGAAAUCAUUCAUUGCAGAGCACUCAUGUCUGAAGACAAAGAACUGAUUUCCUCAACAGAUACAUUCAAAAAGCUGUAUUCCUCAAAGUGGUCUGAGUUGAUCUCCCACUCUGCACUUGUCACAAUGAAUGAGGCCAGAUUCAACAAGCCAUCGACCCUGCCUUUCACCAAAGAUGUACAGUGUCUUCAUCAGUUCCUUGAAAAGAGCGCACAUGCUGCCUUUGAGAAACUAAAAGAGACUGCGUCACCUCAGAGCUAUGCAGCACUAGCCAAAGCAACUCUGGCAAGAAUGAUUGUUUUUAAUCGCCGGCGUGCAGGAGAGGUGUCAAAAAUGCAGCUUAAAAGCUUUCAAGAAAGGGACAGCACUUCUCUUCACGAUGAUGUUGCCUUGGGCCUUAGCAGGUUUGAACAAAAACUCUGCAGUUGAGAUCAGGGGUAAAAGAGGAAGGAAGGUGGCCGUUCUUCUUUCACCUGACAUGGUGGAUGCAUUGACGCUGCUGGUCAGAAGGAGAAGUGAGUGUGAGGUGCAGGACACCAACAGUUUCUUGUUUGCUAGACCUAACUGCCAAAGUCAUUACAGAGGCCAGGACUGUAUUAGGGUCUUUGCCAGUGAAUGUGGAGCUCAACAUCCAGAGUUUCUGCGAUCAACACACCUCCGGAAACAUGUGGCUACUCUCUCUCAAAUCCUCAACCUGAAAAACAAUGAAUUGGAUCAGGUUGCCGAUUUCUUAGGGCAUGAUAUCCGUGUGCAUCGCGACUAUUACAGGCUGCCAGAAGCCACAACUCAACUGGCUAAGAUAUCUAAAUUACUGCUAGCUAUGGAAAAGGGCUGUCUUCCUGAUCUUCAGGGAAAGUCCCUUGACGACAUUGAGCUUGAAGAUGAGAUCAGUGUAAAUGAUUCUGAAGACAGUGGUCCCGAUGAAAGUGAUGUUGAUGAUGAUGUCCCUGCUGCUGCCUCCAGUCGUGAUGUCCCUGCUGCUGCCUCCAGUCGUGAUGUUUCUGCUGCUGCCUCCAGUCGUGUUGUUUCUGCUGCUGGCUCCAGUCGUGAUGUUUCUGCUGCUGGCUCCAGUCGUGAUGUUUCUGCUGCUGGCUCCAGUCGUGUUGUUUCUGCUGCUGGCUCCAGUCGUGUUGCUUCUGCUGCUGGCUCCAGUCGUGUUGCUUCUGCUGCUGCCUCCAGUCGUGUUGUUUCUGCUGCUGCCUCCAGUCGUGUUGUUUCUGUUGCUGCCUCCAGUCAUGCUGAUAUGAAAAAGUUACAGCAUGCUGGGCCGUCUCAAGCCAUAACAGCAGGAUUCGACGGACUCACACGCACGUCGUUCUUUCUUCUUAGAAUCUCCACCCACAAAGGCCGUUCCCCUCGUCAAUCUGACUCCAUCACCACACCCAGUUUUAGCCUGUAG